Humulus lupulus (European hop) is the source of this 396-nucleotide messenger RNA. RefSeq lists its product as uncharacterized. The transcript has a single exon. The coding region runs from base 1 to 396 and encodes 131 amino acids. The record is from RefSeq and is a predicted model, not a curated record. Lineage: Eukaryota; Viridiplantae; Streptophyta; Magnoliopsida; Rosales; Cannabaceae.
AUGGCUACCAGAAUGGUGUUGAAGGAAGCGAAAGCUCCUCUUUUAUUGUUUCGCAGCUCAGUCUUAGCGGCAGCCCGGGCCACGUCCCCAACCAUUCCCUCCAACGGCGACCUAAUCCAGUCCCUGCUUCUUACGAAGGCUCAGAAACCCGCUGUUCUUUCCUCCCGCUAUCCCUACAACUUUGAUUCUCUUAAGGUCCAGGGCUGCGAUCUUCAAUCCGCUUUUGGUUUGCAUGCUCGGGGAUCAAAGCGCGUAGUUGAUCGUGAUGAAGACGAGGACGAUGAUUCCGAUGAUGUUGAUUUCGAUGUUGAUGAUGGAGAUUUUGACUCCCAAUCCGACGAAGAUGACGACGACGACGAUGAUUUUGAUGAAGAAGUAGUGAAAAAGAGAAGGUGA